Messenger RNA from Trichobilharzia regenti, 1113 nucleotides. Lineage: Eukaryota; Metazoa; Platyhelminthes; Trematoda; Strigeidida; Schistosomatidae. The record is from the annotation of a GenBank genome assembly.
CAAGUAGUUCGUACGGCUUUUUGAAUUCCAAUUCUUUCGUCCUGAUUUUUAACUUUAGACUUACCCAAACAUCAUUCGAUCGUUACUCUUCAUUUGGGUUAUUUACAUCAUUUCAACUCCUCUUUUCCUGUGAAAUUGAACCGCAUUAUUUUCUUGUUCAUUGUCCUAGAUUACUCUAUUGGCUGAGUAGACCACAGGUAUAAUCUGAAAUAUUCAUUUGGCACUCUUUCAAAUAACAGAAGAACAGUUUACAGCUUAUGUGUUCUCACAGAUUAGAAGUUCAAUAUGACAGAAACUGAGCCUAAAAGAGUACAAAAACCCACACCUAAUAUUAAAAUCCUGGCGUUUCAACCUUUGGACUUUUCGUUUAUGAACAUCAAGGAUAUUAGAGAUUUACCAAAAUGUGAACCUAGAAUUACAACCGGUAUUAACCUUGUGAUCCACAAAAGCCGGAGUGGAAAAUGGAUCACGCAAACUUUGAAGGUGAACAAUAAUCAAAUAGAAGAUAUCGCAAGCAUACCUUCAGUUGUUGGUGAGCUAUUUGAAAAUAUUUCUAAAUUGACGUGGCUUGACGUGUCUUGCAACAAAAUAUCUGCUGUCCCGAAUACUAUAUGUAACCUAAAAAGUUUGAGGAUAAUUUACAUGCAUGGAAACGAGAUAAAAACCUUCCAAGAUGUUUCAAGGCUCAAACCGCUUUCCGGAUUGUCAAAGCUGACACUACACGGAAAUCCAGUUGAGAAAGAAAAGGUAGUCGAAUUAUGAGUUUACAGAAGUUUCAUUUGGUUUUUAAAAAUGCCGAAAAUACUUAGCGUUAAUUUAUCUCUGAAGUAAUAAGUGAUAUGUUAACUUCUAUGUCUGAUAGUGGAUCAUACAUGUUCUUGGCUUACUUACUUUAAGUCUUUAAAUAUUCCCAUUUAUAAUAUUAGAACAAGACAUAUAAGCGAACAAUAUUGUUUUCAAUUAGAUCUUCUUCAGGCUUUACUCUAAUUUACAUAGAAUUAUAUAUAUAUAUAAAAUUAUAAAUAAUGACGGUGAUUUAGUGGAUCAAAUAAUAAUAAUAAUCAUAAUGAUGAUAUAAUAAUAAUAAUAGUGUGGUAAAUGUUUUGAACGAAG